AUAUAAUACAUUGCAAAAAGCUUAGGUGUGUCACCAUACCAUUAAAACGCGCACCGGUGGCCAGUUUCACAGCAGCAUUUGCAACACCACAGUACGCAAGUUACUCACGGCCUAGAGUCACUGGUUAUACUUCACCAUGGCUCUACAUUGGGGCCAUCAAGUGAUCCGUAUGAGACCGGCUGCCGAGUCGGUGCAAUCUAGCGGAGUUAGCCAGCCACGAGGCGUUGCUACCAGAGCGCACAGAAGACAUAUGGAGCUAUUUGCGAUUCAAGAUAAAUGCAAUUUGCUAUCGAACACUGGGAACAUGGCAAAGGAUAUUCGCCGCACCAGCGCCCGCCCCCUCCUGCGCCCCUCCCCUCGCGGUCCCCUUCCCUCCGCUGCAUCUCCUGCUGGCGGUCCAGACCCGGCCACCGCCGCUGCUGCCGCCGGCCCCAGCUGCUUUGAGGAGCUGGCUGCGGGGCAGCAGCGCAAGUACAUCAUGAUCAGCGGCAAGGGCGGUGUUGGCAAGACCAGUCUGUCCGCCUCCCUGGCAGUGCGGCUGGCGGCGGCGGGGCACACCACUCUGGUGGUGUCCACUGAUCCGGCGCACUCGCUGAGUGACUCGCUGGCGCAGGAUGUGAGCGGCGGCCGGCCGGUGCUGCUGCAGGGCUCCGACCUGCCUCUGUGGGGGCUGGAGAUUGACCCGGAAGAGGCCAAGAGAGAGUUCCUGGGGGGAGGGGCAGGAGCAGGAGGAGCGGAAGGGGGCGGAAGCGGAGAGGGGGGCGGAGGGGGACCCAGCGCCGCGGCACAGGUGGGCGACUUCAUGAGCAAGAUGGGCAUGGGCUUCAUCGUGGACCAACUCAAGGUGCCCCACCUACCCCCCGUGGCUGACACCCAGCUGGGCCCAGCAGAGCCACCCCGGCUGCCUUACCUUGUAUCUUUCAUGGACCUGAAGCUGGGUGAGCUGCUCAACACGCCGCCCCCCGGACUGGAUGAGGCGGUGGCGGUGGCCAAGGUGGUUCAGUUCGUGCAGUCCGCCGAGUACGCUCGCUUCAGCCGCAUCGUGUUCGACACCGCCCCCACCGGUCACACGCUGCGGCUGCUCAGCCUGCCGGACUUUGUGGAGGCGUCGCUGGGGAAGGUCAUCCGUCUGCGCCGGAAGCUCAACAGCGCCACCUCGGUGGUGCGGGGGCUGUUCGGCGCGGGGGACAGCCAGGACGAGGCCGUACAGCGGUUGGAGGUGCUGCAGAGCCGCGUACGGAUGGUACGGCAGCUGUUCCGUGACCCCGGUCAGACGGAGUUCAUCAUCGCCACCAUACCCACAUUCCUGGGGGUGAAUGAGAGCGCGAGGCUGCUCCGCGCUCUGCGGUCGGAGAACAUCCCCUGCAAGCGCAUCGUGGUCAACCAGGUGGUGGGCCCCGCCCAGGGCGAUGCCUACCUGCGUCUCAAGAUGCGGGACCAGGUGGCGGCGUUGGAGAUGGUGGCAGCGGACCCCGGCAUAAGGCCCCUGAGGAAGGUGAUCGCCCCCAUGGUGGAUGUGGAGGUGCGGGGGGUGCCCGCACUUGCCUACUUUGGCAAUGUGGUGUGGAAGGAUGUGUACGACAGCAUGAACGAGGGUGCCGACCGCCGGUAUAUCCUGCUUGGCGGCAAGGGCGGUGUUGGUAAGACCAGCUGCUCCGCCUCCCUAGCAGUGCGGAUGGCGGGGCAGGGGCUGCCCACUCUGGUGGUGUCCACGGAUCCGGCGCACUCGCUGAGUGACGCAUUCGACCAGGACCUGUCCGGGGGCACCCCCGUGCGGGUGACCUCCCCCACCGGUGAGGAGCUGCCGCUGUGGGGCCUGCAGCUGGACCCGGAGCAGGCCAAGCAGGAGCUGCGGGAGGUGCUGGCGGACGAUGGGGGCAAGAAGCUGAACGAGGUGUUGGAUGGCUUGGGCCUGGGGAUAGUCAGCGAGCAACUCAAGGACCUGCAGCUGGGCGAGUUGCUGGACACACCGCCCCCGGGGGUGGACGAGGCCAUCGCCAUUUCCAAGGUAGUCCAGUUCCUGAAGGCCCCCGAGUACGCGCACUUCAAGCGCAUCAUCUUCGACACCGCACCCACUGGUCACACGCUGCGGCUGCUGUCGCUGCCAGACUUCCUAGACGCGUCGCUGGGCAAGCUGGUUCGCCUGCGUCAGAAGCUGGCCGGGGCCACCAGUGCGGUGCGCUCCUUCUUCAGUGGAGGGGGGCAGGGUGGGGAGGAGGACAGCGCGGUGAAGAGGCUGGAGCAGCUGCAGGCCCGCAUGGAGGAGGCCAAGCAGCUGUUCCGCAACCCCGCCACCACCGAGUUCAUCAUCGUCACCAUCCCCACCGUCAUGGCCACAGCGGAGAGCUGCAGGCUCGCUGCAGCGCUGCAGCAAGAGGGCAUUCCCCUCCGCACCAUCAUCGUCAACCAGGUGGUCCAGGCCAACGCCACGGAGCGCUUCCUUGCCGCCCGCCGCGCUGACCAGGCCCGCGCGCUGCAGCACCUGGCGGAGGACGGCGGACCCACGGGUCUGUCCUCGCUACAGCUCAUCACGGGCCCGCUGUGCGACCUGGAGGUGCGGGGGCUGCCGGCCCUGCAGUAUUUUGGAGGGGUGGUGUGGAAGUAGGUUAAGGAGGGUAGGGAGGGUAGGAAAUAAAACCACGCGAGGGGGUGAGGGAGUGAGCGAGGGAAGUGAGGUGCGUGUAUGGAGAGACAGACCGAGCGUGUAUGGCUUGUUAUGACGAAAUGAGAGAGGGGAAUGUGGUGGAGGCGGAAUUGGUGGUGGGUCGUUGGCAGGGCCUACUGCCAGAUACGGGCGUCCAGGUACGGGACGCCCGUAUGGGCGGGUAUGUGGGGCCCACACAUACGCACAUUGGGUACAUCGGGUCCUGUGUAUGUGGUGUCAGGAGCUGCUGCCGCUCAUUCUUGUAUGUAUAGGCGGAAGAUGGCUAUGCUGGCGGCGUCACGCUGCUGCUUUUAUGUAAUGCUACGGCUUUGCAACGG
Molecule: messenger RNA, 2982 nt
Organism: Astrephomene gubernaculifera
Lineage: Eukaryota; Viridiplantae; Chlorophyta; Chlorophyceae; Chlamydomonadales; Astrephomenaceae
Source: the annotation of a GenBank genome assembly